UCUUAUUGCCUGCUGCAGCAGGACACACCCCCCUCCUGCUCUGUUGCACUCCCAACACAAAUAGUGUGAACAAACUUCUAAACAUUUUUUUUACAGUUUUAGAUAAAUUGUUUCUAUGUAUUAUUAUUAUAAGCUGUGUUAUUUUGCAUUUUAAACGUUUGAUUCAUGUCAGAAAAACCACUAUGGCCAGAGAAGAAGAGCUAAUCCGGAUUGCUAAAAAAUUGGACAAGAUGGUGUCUAGAAAUAAUAUGGAGGGGGCACUGGACCUGCUGAAAGAGCUGAAGGCAUUUAAAAUGACUUUAAAACUACUUCAGGGCACGCGAAUCGGAAUGUCGGUGAAUGCAGUGCGGAAGCACUGUCCUGAUGAGGAGGUCAUCACGCUGGCUAAAAUCCUGGUCAAGAACUGGAAGAGGCUGCUCAUGGAAUCGGCUGACGCUCAGAAAGGAGAGCUCGAGAAAGGAGAGGGCAAUGAGAAAAGGAGGGAGGAGAUUUCUCACAGCAAGCCCACGAGUACUGGGGGGCCGACACUGCCAACCAGACAACCAGACAAGGAGGCAAGUAAGGGAGAUUCGUCUGAUUCAAAAUCCAUUUCAGUUUCUCCAAAGAAGCACCCAGGCGAGCAUAAAAGGGAAAGAAAAGACUCAACAGAUUCCAAGUCCCUGCUUCCAAAACAACCUUCAACAUUUGAAAUCAAAAAAGAAAGAAAGGACUUGACGGAUUCCAAAUCAUUGCCUCCUAAACGGCGUUCUCUAGACACCAAAAAAGAAAGAAAAAACUCACCAGAUUUCAAGUUACUGCUCCAGCAACAGCCUUCCCUAGAUGCCAAAAAAGAAAGAAAAAACUCAAGAGAUUUCAAGUUAUUACUCCAGCAACGGCCUUCCCUAGAUACCAAAAAAGAAAGAAAAGAAUCGACAGAUUUCAAGUCGUUGCCUCAAAUACGACCUUCUCUAAAUCUCAAAAAAGAAAGAAAAGACUGUACAGAUCUCAUGCCAUUUCCUCAAAAGCGACCUUCCCUAGAUACAAAAAAAGAAAGAAAAGACUCAGAUACCAAUUCAUUGCCUCCAAAACGGCCCUCCAUAGAUACCAAGAAAGAAAGAAAGGACUCUUUUGAUUCUACUUCUGCCACAGCUAUAAGGAGACCUUCCUCAGACACUAAAGCAGAACAGAGAAACCCGUCCGACUCCCUGUUCAGCAGCACUUCCACGCCACUGAAAAAGCUCUCCCUUGACUGCAAAGGGGAAAGGAGAGAUUCCCAUAACUCCAAACCUGCAAUCCCGUCUCCGCCUCACAGGAAGCCAUCUACUGACUCCAGAGAAGAACGAGUAAACAACGGUAAAGGUAAAGUGGAGCCCCCAAAGACGCCCACAUCCCCCACCAGCCCGCUGACCCCCUCGUUCAGCCCCUCAGGGGGCACCCUCCCACCCCACCUGCUCACUGGGGAGACUAUACGUGACAAGUGCAUUGAGAUGCUGUCUGCUGCACUCAAAACUGACGAUGAUUACAAAGUCUACGGAACAAACUGUGAAUCCAUGGCAGCUGAGAUUGAAGAUCAUAUCUACCAAGACAUAAAAGCCACAGACAUGAAGUAUAAGAACCGCGUGCGCAGCCGUAUCAGCAAUUUAAAGGACCCCAAGAACCCCAACCUACGCAGGAACGUGCUAAGCAGGGCCAUAGAGCUCAGCAGGAUCGCCAGCAUGACUGCCGACGAAAUGGCCAGCGAUGAGCUGAAGAACCUGAGGAACGUGCUGACGCAGGAAGCUAUUCGUGAACACCAGAUGGCUAAGACCAGCGGAACCACCACGGACCUGCUCCAGUGUGGCAAGUGCAAGAAGAAGAACUGCACGUACAACCAGGUGCAGACUCGUAGUGCUGAUGAACCCAUGACCACCUUUGUGCUGUGCAACGAAUGUGGAAACCGCUGGAAGUUCUGCUAAGAAAAGACUCAUGGCAACCCGAGGCUGUGUUGCCGCUCAAUCUCAGCAUUUUAUACAGAUCAUUUCCACUGUGCUUUUGUAUGGGAGAAAAUGUAAAUGAAUGAUUCGUAAGGCUAAUGCAUUGUAUAGGGCUUUUAAUUUAUACAUGUCUUUUUAAAACAAGCUUUUUUUUUUUUUUUUUUUUUUUUAAAUCAACGCAAGUUAAUAAUUGAGGCUAUUUAAGUUAAAUUUGCAGGUGGAAACACAGGUUGAUAAUACUAGUGACUGAGUAGAACAAAAAAGGUCUCGGGCAGUCAUAUUCAUGAAAUGAGAAAUGGUUAACUUUUAACUCCCCAAAACAUAUUGAAAUGGCCCCUAAAUGUCUAUAACCAGGGACUAGAACUGCAUCACCUUUAGUGGCGCUUAAAAAAAGUUUGCUGUCCUUAACAUCUGUUAUAUAAAUCUGUUACCAGUGAUGACACACUUGUACUGUGGCUGCUAUAGGACUAGAAAAGUAUAAUGUAUGAACUGCUCAGUAUCAUGUUAGCCUUCCGCCAUUGUCUAGAAGGGUCUCAGUACACUUAUGCAAGGGUUCCCAGGUCAGGGAUUGUCAGAUGUCCAGUCCUUUCAGAUUGCCAAGACAUUGUCACCCCAGACAUUUUGUGAUUUUAGGUCAUCUUAUUGUUUUGCAAUUCCCAGGGUAUGGUUGGUUUUGUGCUGUAUCACCUUUCAAAUCACCAGACUAGUCUGUGCAUGGAGACAGCCCUGACCUACAGAGUCAUGGAAAUAAACAGUGUAUUGCAUGAAUGUUCAUGAAAUACUGCAGCUAUAAAAAUGAAGAUGAUUGAAUAACCAACGAGCCCUUUGAAGGGACAUGGAGUUUGUUUAAGGCCAUGAAUUAUGUAACAAGUGCAGUGCAUGAGGGAGGGGGAGUAUGUAUAAACCUACAUUAAAGAGAUCAAUUCCUUGUGUCAAUGUAAACAGCUGCAUGCAAGCAGUAAUUCAGAACAGGGCAAUUUAGACAUUCUCUUGUUAGUUUGAAUACAUGCAAGGUUCCAAAGUCAGAUCCAGUAAUGAGAUUCACAUUAAAUGUCACGUCUUCCAACACGGAUGUAAUCAAUCCCGUUUCUAGGUGUUUUCAGAAACGAAACGCACUGAACCAGAUCUUAAGCUGUGCAUAUUCAUUUUUAGUCUGGUAUUAGAAUCAGCAGCCACAGUACAAGUUUGCAUUUAAAUCGUGGUAGAAAUCUAUACCAUUUUUUAAACCUCCUUAAGUGUGUUUGACGAGUUACUUGUAAACUGUUAGCCUUUAAAAAGUGCUGCAAUAUAUUGCAAGAUUUCUUUCUUCAUCUCUACAUGCUGUUUAUUGUGACUGGGACAAAUCAUAAUCCUGGGUUAAAUCAACUGCUUCUUAUGCCUUGAUAUCAAUAUUUUUUUAUGCCAGGAUUUCUUAACUGCAGUCUCAUGGGGGGUGCCUAAUAGUGCAGCUUUCGUCUCAGGUUUGUUUGCCUGAUGUACUUUACACAGAGUUAAAAGGGGGUUUUGUAGAGGUGACCAAGAUACAGACCAAGAAAGCUUUAGUCAAUGUAAAAGUAAUUACCUCCCAGUAUUAGAUUAAUAGUUCCAAAUAAUCAUUGUACUGCAGUGUAAUAAAACAUUUUAAAAGGCAAUUUAAAAAAAAAAAUCUUUCAGAAGGGUCUCCUCUCUAAAUUACAUUAAAUUCACAUUCGCUUCAUGCUAAUGAUCUCAUAUAAUAUAAAGUGUCAGACAAGGCUGUCUGCAAGUGCUGAUAUAAAAGUCAAUACCUUUCCUCAAAGAAGCCACAGAUACAACAUUCGGCCACCGGGUGGCAGGCUUUCUAUUGAAAUCAUCAACACCAUGUAGCAUUUUAAAAGAUAUGUCAAUACAAACGUUUUAACUAAAAAUAUCCCCCUUUUUGCUCUGCUUAAAAUGUUCAUCAGGACUUUCUUUUAUGCAACUGAGACAGAUUGGAGGGGUCAUUCCUGCACUGCUGCUAGACUUUAAAAAGUCAUAUUAUUACUCAAAGGGUGUACUUGCCAAAGCCCCUUUUCUGUCUGCUUCAAGAACGCAGAGCCGUGAAGCUGUUAUGUUCCAAUGCUUGUGCCUUGCCGCUGCACAUGUCCUUGAGCCAGGGAGAGAAGUGGGUUUGUCUGACGGCUUAAAAUACACACCACUUAAAAUAGACAAAGAUUGGGGCAAGAGUGACAUGUGACUAAAACUAAUAGUUGAACUCCUUUUAGAUGCAGCCUAGGAAAAGACUAUGCAGAAGAGACUGGAGAAAAACAGCAUUGCACUUACUGUACUAAUUUUCAAUUAUAUAUAUAUACACA
Polyodon spathula (Mississippi paddlefish) is the source of this 4264-nucleotide messenger RNA. RefSeq names its product transcription elongation factor A (SII), 3 (gene tcea3). Lineage: Eukaryota; Metazoa; Chordata; Actinopteri; Acipenseriformes; Polyodontidae. Gene Ontology annotation, molecular function: nucleic acid binding; zinc ion binding. Gene Ontology annotation, cellular component: nucleus. The transcript has 21 exons. The record is from RefSeq and is a predicted model, not a curated record. The coding region runs from base 183 to 1934 and encodes 583 amino acids. Gene Ontology annotation, biological process: DNA-templated transcription; transcription elongation by RNA polymerase II.